ACUCCCGGUCGAUAUCUAGCUGUAUCGAUACAGGUAACACAGCCUCCACUAAUCGCAACGAGAAAGCACAUACCGACAAUACAAGGCCUAUUGCUCUAGAACAGUAAGCAUGGCGAAUACCAUACCCCUCAACUUCCGGGUCGCAAGGCCUGAGGAUGCCCCGAAACUUCAACAGCUCGUGCAAGCCGCCUUUCGCGCAGAAGACAGCCGGGCAGACUGGACGGCGGACAUGAGACUCGGACGAUCGUUCCACUACUCUGUCGAGGAAGUCUUGACAACCAUCAACAACCCCGACGCAGCGAUCAUCAUGGCCUCGGACCAGAAUGGUGUGCUCCUAGGAUCGAUUGGAAUCAUCAAGUGCAACGACAGCCUUGCUCGUUUUGCCAUGCUUUCCGUUGACCCGGAACAGCAGCGCGGAGGCAUCGGGCGUCAGGUCCUCACCUACGCCGAGGACUUUGCCCGGAACUGGAACUUGAAGACUUUCGGGCUGAAUGCGCUUUCGUCGCGCGAGAAGCUCGUUGAGUGGUACGAACGCUGCGGGUACAAGAAGUCGGGCGAAACUUCUCCGUUCCCAGUUGAUCGAUUCCACCAACUGGAUUUGCCGAAGGACUUGUGUUUUGUUGAACUAGAAAAAGACACUGUAGCUGGGGAGCUCGUGGUUUGACGAAGCUGAGAGUCGCUUCGGGACACGACCCUAGGCAUCAAAAGGGUAUACCCAUGGCGGGAAAUCACGGGGCCAACUUUGUGAGAAUGGAAACGUAAGCCGUUAACCGUCCAAAAGCAUCCUUGAUCGUAAUGUUAGCAAUCUUAAGAUGAUA
Messenger RNA from Colletotrichum navitas, 818 nucleotides. Its product is annotated as acetyltransferase. Gene Ontology annotation, molecular function: acyltransferase activity, transferring groups other than amino-acyl groups. Bases 110 to 664 code for a protein of 184 amino acids. The transcript has 2 exons. The record is from RefSeq and is a predicted model, not a curated record. NCBI's taxonomy places the organism in Eukaryota, Fungi, Ascomycota, Sordariomycetes, Glomerellales, Glomerellaceae.